CUGGCAACCCUGACUCCAUUAGUAGUCUGACUGACCGGUGUUGGAUGCUGGUGAUUUCUCUGUGAAUAUCUACAUUCAAAUAUCAAAACGUCUUACGCAAUGAGGUAAUUUCAUGCAUUUGAUAAAACCGUAAUGUUGGAUUAUAUUUAUACAGUAUCCAAUUGUAAAAUAUGGAAUUUAAAAGGGUGGUUUAGAGGAGGGUGCAUUAGCUAGCUAACAUGUAGCCAUCUUUGUUAGCCAGGUGGCCUGUAGCGUAGCUUAUCUAAUAACAAACUAACUAGCUAGCUACCUAUCUACAGAGCAAUCCAUCAACUAUCUUGCUAAUGUAUGAUUAGCUAGCUAGCUAAAUAUGCAUUGUUUUUGUCUUAGUAAAAUGAAUGGACGAAUGAAUGAACAGUCAAUAGCUAGCCCCGUUAUCCAUGCUAUGCUAUAGAAUCAGCAAGCUAUCUAGCUGCUGCUGCUUCUUCAGCAAAUUAGUUAAUGCGGUAAUUGGUAUCACCCAACUAACUAAUGUAUUGCUAAUGUAAUCAAUUUUAGAGGCGAUAGGGGCAGGGGCCGUGGUGGCCGGUUCGGCUCGCGUGGAGGACUGGUGCAAGGGUGAGUAGCUAGCUAGCCAGUUGCUAGCAUAAUAAUGUUGCCUUGUCUUUCAUUCUUCUAGCCAGAUGAGCCUUGGCUUUACUUUGAUGUGGGAGAUCACUUCAAAUUGAGCAUGCCUGCUUUUAGUUUUGUGUGAUGCCAUAAUGGUUGAUUUACUAUGCCCGCAACUGUAAAGUUAACCAGUCCAACUUAUGAUUUAGGCAUAUAAGAUUAAAAAUUCAUGAGGUAACUUUGCCAACUGAAAUUCAUAGAAGAAUGUCUGGUACAAUAUAAAAUGCAUCAAUGUUUCUUGGUCGCUUGUUUCAGGUAUCGGCCAUUUGUCCCCCACAUUCCCUUUGACUUCUAUGUGGUAAGUAUUUGCUACUUUAUGCCAAGCAUCCUUCCCAUAUACAUUAGCUCUUGCCUCAAUGGUUAUGUUGAAGAGAGCAUGUUAGUGGUGGGAGUCACAGUACAGACAGAUUAGAAUCAAUGGAGAUCAGCUCACCUACUCAUACACAAUGGUCUAAUGUUCUAGUCGAAAUGACCGGGAUGUUGUCAAAGUAAUACAGUAGCGCAGAUAGGGAUGUCGAGUGGACAGUGCUAAACUGGCUCUCUGGUUACCUCAGUGUGAGAUGGCCUUCCCCCGAGUGAAGCCGGCAGCGGAUGAGACUGCCUUCAGCGAGUGUCUACUGAAGAGGAACCAGGACCUCAGCCCCACACCCGCAGAGCAGGUGGCGAACACACACACAAACCUUCUCUCUCACUCAAACAUUCAACACACUACACUCUCACUCGGUCAUCCUCACUCAAACCACGCUCGCUGGAUCUUUUCACUCAAACUCUUGUAUGCACACACCAGCAUAUUCCUUUAGGUUAUGUGUUAAACAACACACUCCUACACUGCCACCAUAUAAUUCUUUCCAUUGACUACAUGCAAACUCUCUGCUCCCCCUUUCAGUCCUCUAUCUUGUCCCUGGUCACCAAGAUCAACAACGUCAUCGACAACCUCAUCGUCGCCCCUGGCAACUUUGAAGUGGUGAGUUCCAGACCUCGUAAGAGAUUAACGUGCCAAAAUGUAUAUGUAUCUCGGAUAACAUAUUUAGCCAUGUCUCAUUCCAGCAAAUUGAAGAGGUGCGUCAGGUGGGCUCAUACAAGAAAGGCACCAUGACAACGGGACACAACGUUGCUGACCUGGUGGUCAUCCUCAAGAUCUUGCCCACACGUGAGUUAUGUGUGUCUGUGUCCCAACAAAGCAAAGCGACUUUCAGGAGCAAUUAGGGUUAAGUGCCUUGCUCACCUAGUCGGCUUGGGGUUUCGAACAAGCAACCUUUCGAAUACUGGCCUAACACUCUUAACCGCUAGGCUAACUGCCGCCCUAAUACAAAUCAGUCCUCAUCCUGGACUGUAUUUCCCAGAACAGCCAUUUUGAAAUAGUCUCCAUUGGUUGUACUGAACCCCCAUAAUGAAAGUUGUCUCUCUUGCAGUGGAGGCUGUCGCGGCACUCGGCAACAAAGUGGUGGAGACCCUUCGCACACAAGACCCUGCUGAAGGUGACCUACAGUGGGCUCCAAAAUUACUGGCACCCCUGACUGGCAAUGCACAAACAAUACUUUAAAAAUAUAAACAAUAUAACUAUAGAGAGGAACUCAAAAUACCAACAUAUGAGAAAUACUGUACUUUAUUAAUGUUUCAAUGGAACCAACCAAAAUCAUACAAUUAUUUAAUGCAAAAUAAAUGUCACCAAAAUCAAGGUUUCAUAAUUAUUGGCACUCCUCAUUUAGUACUUAGUGCAACCACCUCUGUCAAGGAUAACAGCAUGGAGUCUUUUCCUGUAAUGUUUGACAAGGUUGAGGAACACAUUUGGAGGGAUUUUGGACCAUUCCUCUAUGCAGAUCCUUUCAAGAUCCUUCACAUUCUUGGAUUUGCGCUUAUCAACUGCCCUCUUCAACUCAGCCCACAGAUUUUUGAUUGGAUUGAGGUCCGGCGACUGACAUGGCCAUGGCAGAACAUUGAUUUUGUUGUCACAGAACCAUUUCUGUGUGGAUCUUGAGGUAUGUUUUGGGUCGUUGUCUUGUUGGAAAGUCCACCUACGGCCAAGUCCCAGCCUUCUGGCAGAGGCAACCAGAUUAUUAGCCAAAAUUGCCUGAUACUUGGUGGAAUUCAUUAUGCCAUCAAUCCUAACCAGUGCCCCUGGACCUCUGGAAUUAAAACGGCCCCAAAACAUCACUGACCCACCACCAUAUUUCACCGUGGGUAUGAGGUGCCUCUCCUUGUAUGCAUCUCUGUUUCGACGCCAAACAUGGCGAUGCUGUAUCUGACCAAAACGUUCAAUUUUGGUCUCAUCUGACCAGAGCACCUUCUUCCAGUCAUAAUUUUAAAUGACGUUUGGCAAACUCCAAGCGCUUGCGUCUUUGUCUUGGGGUCAGAAAGGGCUUUCUUCUGGCAACCCUUACAAAGAGCCUGAGGUUGUGAAGGUGGCAUCUGAUGGUGCUUUUUAAAACCUGGUGACCCCAAGAUGCCACCAAGGCCUGCAAUUCUUUCACAGUGAUUCUUGGGGAUUUUGUAGCUAACCUCACCAUCCUCCUCCCUAUCCUGGGUGGCAAAAUGCAUUUGCAUCCUCUACCCGUGAGGUUUUCAACUGCUCCAUAUCUUUAAAUUUUUUAAUAAUUGCCCUGACAGUGCUCAGUGGUAUAUUCAAUCGUUUGUGGAUCUUCUUGUAGCCAUUACCAGAUUUAUGAAGGUCUGCGACCAUCUGUCUCUUUUGAACUGCCAGUUCUUUUGUUUUCUUCAUGGUGUUGGAUGACAAAGGGAUAUUGCAUGCAUGUUACCUCAUUUUUAUACCCUAGUGAAACAGAAAGUGAUGCAAUGGCUCAAUAUAGUUCCUUAAGACUUAGAUAAACUUAAAUAAGUGGAAUUUAAUUCCUGGUUUAAUUUUGGUAGAUGUUAUUUACAAUAAUCUUUAAGGGUGCUAUUAAUUGUGAAACCUUGAUUUGCAGGACAUUGAUUUUUAAUUAAAUCAAUAAAUUAUUUUGGUGGGUUCCAUUGGAACAUUAAUAUAGUACAGUAUUUCUCAUAUGUUGGUAUUUUGAGUUUCUCUAUAAUUAUAUAUUUUUUAAAGUAUUGUUUGUUCAUUGCCAGUCAGGUGUGGCAGUAAUUUUGGAGGCCACUGUAUAUUACACAAUUGCAGUUUUCAUGUAGCCACAUUGCAACAUAAGUCACUGAAGUUAGAUUUAGCUUUCAAUAGCAUCAAUUCUACUCCUAUUUAGCUUUUGAUUUAUCGUGCCAUGUUGUUUAGUGUUAAAUUCAUACAAAAGUGUAAAUACAAGGAUAAUGUAGGCAUGCUGGGUUAUAGGAUACAGGGUAUUCUUGAUCUUCAGUGGUUAUGAUCUAAUGUUGCCAACGGACUCUCUCUCUUUGUCCUAGUUCUCUCCAUGCUGACCAAUGAGACAGGUUUUGAGAUCAGCUCUGCCGAUGCCACAGUGAAAAUCCUCAUCACCACCGUUCCCCCCAACCUGCGCAAGCUGGACCCCGAACUGCACUGUAUGUACAUUCAGACACACACACACUACAAUGUGAUAGAAUGUUAACAUGAGCUGCCCCUGAAAAUACUCCUAGCCCCAAGUCUGUCGCAACAGAGCCCCGUGUAGCUCAGUUGGUAGAGCAUGGCGCUUGCAACGCCAGGGUUGUGGGUUCGAUUCCCACGGGGGGCCAGUAUGAAAAAUAAAUAAAAAUGUAUGCACUCACUAACUGUAAGUCGCUCUGGAUAAGAGUGUCUGCUAAAUGACUAAAAUGUCAAAUGUAAUAACUACAGUCAUAGAUCUACAUAAAAAGAAGUCAAAACACUCACAUAGAUGCGCUGUGAUUGGCACAAAGCUCUGCAUCCAUUCAUUGUAGACUGGAGGCAGCGUGUGUGUGUGUUUUUAAUGUAGAUUUAUUAUCUGGUGCUGAAAGUGGUUAUAAUGGUGUUGGUGAUAUGGUCUCUUUCUCCCCAGUGGACAUCAAGGUGCUGCAGAGUGCUCUGGCCGCCAUCCGCCAUGCCCGCUGGUUUGAGGAGAACGCCUCCCAAUCUACGUAAGACACCUUUUACCCUUAAAACCAUAAACCUUUUGGUCUUUUACCUCUCACCCCGUUUACCCUCCCAAACCGAUAUCUCCUCAGAAUGUUCCAAAUUAUGUAAUAGGUCCUCCGUGUCCUUUUAUUUGUUUAACCUUUCACUUUUCACAUCCACAAUAUUUCUCACAAGUAAAGGAAGAAUAUAUGUUUUAUCCUAAAUGUUUCAGCCAUAAUGACUUUUGUCUUGAUAAAGACUGUCUCCCUUUAUUAUCCUGUGUAUAUUUUAAAUGGCAAUACAGCACAGCGCCGACUAACCUAACUUCUUAAAAGUGUUUAACUCAUGUCCUGGUUAUUGUUGUUGUUUAGGGUGAAAGUGCUGAUUCGCCUGCUGAAGGAUCUGAGGGUGCGUUUCCCCGGGUUCGAACCUCUCACUCCCUGGAUCCUGGAUCUACUGGUGAGUCCGUUAUACUGGAUAUACUGGUUUGGCCACUACAUCCACCAUUAUUACAACUCAAUACUUAACAUGUGAUACUAGUAAGCCUACUGCAUUCAUCAUAGUUAUGCUAAUGUUCAGUUAUAGUGGAUAUACUGGUGGGGACACUACAUCUACCAUUAACACAACUACUGGUAAACCAUUAGCAUGUUAUACUGGUGAACCUUGGCACCUGGAGAGGAAUGAUAAUAGAUGAUUUAGCUCUUCGUUUGUUGUGAAUUACCACACACAGAGCAAGUCACCUGGCUAAUAUGUUAUGUUUUGGGUGAUUCUCUGUCUUUGCUAUUGUAUUGUUCCUAACUGAAAGCUUGUAUCGCAUCACUGCGUAUCUAAAGGAGGAAUGAAUAAGAAAUUGAAAGCAUUUCAUGUUUCUUCUCAGGGUCAUUCUGCGGUCAUGAACAACCCAUCCAGGCAGCCCCUGUCACUCAAUGUGGCUUACAGGUGAGCCUCCCCAUUUCCUCAGUCAGUGCUCCAUCUAUCUGAUGUAGUUUUCUUACGACUUACUAUUAGAUAUAGUUAUUUUUCUGUUAUACAUGUAUUUCUUACCACAUACCACUGUCAUUUUCUACUAUUUGUAUUGGACACCAGUCUUUCCCUAAGUGUAAGCACCUAGUUUUUCAACUGUAGGUGUCUUUGACAGUGUCUCAAUUCCAAAACUUUACAUUGUGAUACUUUGCUGGCGGUGCCUUCAUUUUUGUUGUUUAUGUUUUUUCUUUUCAGACGCUGCCUACAGAUGUUGGCCGCCGGACUUUUCCUGCCAGGCUCAGUGGGCAUCACUGACCCCUGUGAGAGUGGAAACUUCCGGGUGCACACCGUUAUGACCCUUGAGCAGCAGGUAAUAACUUUGCUUUAGCUGCCUUCAUGGUGCAGGGGUGGGGAACCUUGGUCCUGGUGACAGGGUUUGCUCCAGUCCAGCACUAAAACACCCAAUUCUUAGUUUCCGUGAUCAUAUGUGUUUGAAAAAGUGUCUGUUUUUUGUAGGACAUGGUGUGUUUCACUGCUCAGACGUUGGUGAGGGUCCUCUCUCAUGGAGGGUACAGGAAGAUACUGGGGCUGGAGGGUGAUGCCAACUGUGAGUACCUCCUCUUUUCCUCCUCGCUCCCUCACCCUUUUUCUCAAAGUAAACAUUAAACAAAUCUACCUCACCCUCCCAGACCUGGCUUCGGAAAUGUCCACCUGGGACGGCGUGAUCGUCACACCCUCUGAGAAAGCCUAUGAGAAGCCGCCAGAGAGGAAGGAAGAGGAGGAUGAGGCGCUGGAGGAAGGAGGAGAUGUAGAGGAUGAAAGCAUGGAGACACAGGAGUGAGGAAGCCCCGGAAAGUGAUGCUCCACCAGUGAGCUGCCAGGUACCAGCAGCCAGUCAGAAAACCAGGCUCAUUACCAGGCUAGCUAGCUGCCUAGCAUGUGGUUACAUCUCCUACAGUAGCUUUGUUAGCCCAUUAGCUAAUGUUAGCUAGAAAUGUAACGUUCUAUAAAUUAGCCUACUUUGCCUAGUUGCUAGUAGCAAACCCCAUUCAUGUAUUUGAGUUAACAAAAUCAACAUUACUUUUUUGUUUAUGGAAUUAAAUAAUUGUAAUGCCAAGUCAUAACAAAGUAAGCUAUGUAGCCAACUAGCAGUGCAGCCACACAUCAACAACUCACCAGCAAGAGAGACUAGCUGGCGAUAGGAGCGCAUUGCACCAUAGUGCAUAGCGCAAUCUACUGUAUCAGAGUGUUAUAGGUGAGAAUUCUGCGAAAACAGCUCCACUUUACACAGAGUAUAAUAUGAGGGUUUGCGAAGGACAUUCUUUUGUCUUUGAGAACCACCAGAAGUUCGACUUAGAUUCUAGCGAUUCUAACCCUGUGUGCUCAGUGAAGGUGGCGCCAGAUAUCCUCUCUAGUAAGACAGAAAGGUCAAGUGUCAAUUGGUUAAUGGAAGACGGCAGCACCAUUAGCAUUGCAAGUGACAAAUGGUGGUGUUAGUGGGAUCCAAUUCACUCUUUUACUCAUACAAUGUGAUCUGAGGCUUAACAAGUUUGUAUUUCCCCCUUCUUGUCGCCAUCCAGAUGAUCCUGUGCCACGUCUUUUAGAUGAUCGUUACCCCUGACCCUUUUGGAGACCCUUCACUCGCCCCUUUGUCCUUCAAUGAAGUUCAUGUCCACUAAUCAUGAAUUGACUGCAUCGACCUGGACCAAAGUGCACCAACUGGACGGACAGACUCACAUAUAGACUGUUACUGAUCCCUCAACAAAAAUGAAAUUCAUGGUCUUCUCAAAAGGGGCGGGUGUCACUAUCAAUUUGUAUUCUGUGUCUUUGUGUGGUUUUUUACUUUGUAGCAGCAAUGAUGACUAAAUUAAACAACUUUUUUAUUCGAA
Messenger RNA from Coregonus sp. 'balchen', 7476 nucleotides. The record is from the annotation of a GenBank genome assembly. NCBI's taxonomy places the organism in Eukaryota, Metazoa, Chordata, Actinopteri, Salmoniformes, Salmonidae.